CGCGCUCGCAGUCAGGUCUUGCACACUCUCCCCCACCACUCUACACCUUUUGAUAGAUAGAUUUUACGACUACCAUGGCUGAUCCCAGUGGUGCCCCUCCCCAGCCCGGACCUGACGAUACCUCGACCGCAAUCCUGAGGCCGAAGAAAUCACCAAACCGCUUGCUUGUUGAUGACACGACAAAUGAUGAUAACUCAGUCUGUACUCUUCAUCCCAACACUAUGGAGAAACUUCAACUGUUCCGUGGCGACACGGUUCUCGUCCGCGGAAAGAAGCGAAGAGACACGGUGUUGAUUUGCCUGGCGAGUGAAGAUGGCUCCGUUGAAGAAGGCAAGAUACAAAUGAAUAAGGUCGCCCGUAACAAUUUACGCGUGAAGCUGGCCGAUCUUGUCCACGUAUCCCCAUUACCCGAUAUUCAAUAUGGGAAGCGAGUCCAUAUCCUCCCGUUCGACGACUCAAUUGAGGGCCUCAGCGGUAACCUCUUUGAGGUCUUCCUGAAGCCCUACUUCCUUGAAGCUUAUCGACCUGUGCGUAAAGGUGACACCUUCAAGGUCCGUGGUGGAAUGCGUGAAGUCGAGUUCAAGGUCAUUGAGACCGACCCGGCCGAAUACUGUAUUGUCGCUCAAGAUACCGUAAUUCAUACAGAAGGUGAUCCAGUGAAACGUGAGGAGGAAGAGGCCAACCUGAAUGAUGUUGGAUACGAUGAUAUUGGUGGCUGCAGGAAACAGAUGGCGCAAAUCCGUGAACUUGUGGAGUUGCCCCUCCGCCAUCCUCAAUUAUUCAAAUCCAUCGGUAUCAAGCCACCUCGAGGGAUUCUCAUGUACGGACCUCCCGGUACUGGUAAAACGCUCAUGGCGCGUGCGGUGGCGAAUGAGACAGGCGCGUUUUUCUUCUUGAUUAACGGUCCGGAAAUAAUGAGCAAAAUGGCCGGCGAAUCCGAAAGCAAUCUUCGUAAAGCCUUCGAAGAGGCCGAGAAAAACUCACCCGCGAUUAUUUUCAUUGAUGAAAUCGACUCCAUUGCGCCAAAGCGAGAGAAGACCAAUGGCGAGGUCGAACGCCGAGUCGUCUCACAGCUCCUCACACUCAUGGAUGGAUUAAAGGCGCGUUCAAAUGUCGUGGUUAUGGCGGCAACAAACCGCCCGAACUCAAUUGACCCCGCGCUUCGCCGUUUCGGACGCUUCGAUCGCGAAGUCGAUAUCGGUAUUCCUGACCCAACCGGCCGUCUUGAGAUUCUUCGUAUUCACACGAAGAACAUGAAGUUAGCCGAUGAUGUGGACCUUGAACAGAUUGCUGCCGAAACGCACGGUUAUGUCGGCUCUGACAUUGCGGCUCUUUGUUCGGAGGCUGCCAUGCAGCAGAUUCGCGAAAAGAUGGACCUCAUCGACCUUGAUGAAGACACUAUCGACGCAGAGGUUUUGGAUGCUCUCGGUGUAACGAUGGAAAACUUCCGAUUCGCGCUGGGUUCGUCCAACCCAUCGGCACUUCGCGAGACCGUCGUCGAAGUACCGACCGUCAAGUGGGACGAUAUCGGUGGUCUUGGCAAAGUUAAGCAGGAGUUGCAAGAGACGGUUCAAUAUCCGGUCGAACACCCCGACAAAUUUAUCAAGUACGGUAUGUCGCCAUCAAAGGGUGUGUUGUUCUACGGUCCUCCGGGUACUGGUAAAACACUGCUUGCCAAAGCUAUUGCGAACGAGUGUCAGGCAAACUUCAUUUCGAUUAAGGGUCCUGAAUUGCUUACCAUGUGGUUUGGUGAAUCCGAAGCCAACGUGCGGGAUGUGUUUGACAAGGCCCGUGCUGCUGCGCCCUGCGUGAUGUUUUUCGAUGAGUUGGAUUCCAUUGCAAAAGCGCGAGGCGCAAGCGCAGGCGGAGACGCGGGUGGCGCUGGAGACCGUGUUUUGAACCAGCUGUUGACCGAGAUGGACGGCAUGAAUGCAAAGAAGAACGUAUUCAUCAUUGGUGCGACCAACAGGCCAGAUCAAAUUGACCCAGCAUUACUUCGUCCUGGACGUCUUGACCAACUCAUUUAUAUUCCUCUGCCCGACGAAGCUGGACGUCUUGAUAUCCUUCGUGCAGCCCUGAGGAAGUCGCCUGUGGCGAAGGACGUCGAUCUUACAUAUCUUGCAAAGAGUACGCAUGGCUUCUCUGGAGCUGAUUUGACGGAAAUCUGCCAGCGUGCAGCCAAACUCGCGAUUCGCCAAUCAAUUGAAGAGGAUAUCCGCCGCGCCCGCGAAAAGAAGGAAUCGGGUGAUGGCGAUAUGGAGGACGUUGAAGAAGCAGAUCCAGUGCCCGAAAUCACCCGUGAACACUUUGAAGAGGCGAUGAAAUAUGCUCGUCGCUCCGUGUCCGACCAGGACAUCCGACGGUAUGAGAUGUUCGCACAGAAUUUACAGCAAUCGCGCUCGUUCGGAACGUCGUUCCGAUUCCCCGAAGGAGAACCUUCAGCUACCGGCGGUGCGGCAGCGAGCAGCGGAAAUGCUGCAUUCGGGGAGGACGCGCAAGAUGACGAUCUGUAUGCAUAAGAAUGUUGCGUGUUGGUAGCCAUCUUGACCAAGCCCACUGUUCUGCAUGUUUUUCCAUAUUUUUGUUCUGCAAUUAACGGUAUUAUGUAGACCGUAGUUUUGUGCAAAAUAGCCAUUUAUUGUUUCG
Molecule: messenger RNA, 2646 nt
Organism: Fomitiporia mediterranea MF3/22
Lineage: Eukaryota; Fungi; Basidiomycota; Agaricomycetes; Hymenochaetales; Hymenochaetaceae
Product: AAA ATPase
Exons: 9
Coding region: 75-2519 (814 amino acids)
Biological process (GO): autophagosome maturation; retrograde protein transport, ER to cytosol; mitotic spindle disassembly
Cellular component (GO): VCP-NPL4-UFD1 AAA ATPase complex; cytosol; nucleus
Molecular function (GO): ATP binding; polyubiquitin modification-dependent protein binding; ATP hydrolysis activity
Source: RefSeq, a predicted model, not a curated record